Molecule: messenger RNA, 615 nt
Organism: Hibiscus syriacus
Lineage: Eukaryota; Viridiplantae; Streptophyta; Magnoliopsida; Malvales; Malvaceae
Exons: 3
Coding region: 1-615 (204 amino acids)
Biological process (GO): DNA integration
Molecular function (GO): nucleic acid binding
Source: RefSeq, a predicted model, not a curated record
AUGGAGGAUAUGUAUGGAUUACACAAGUUAAACAAGGCUACCAAGAAGUACCAUUUCCCUUUGCCCUUCAUUGAUCAAAUGCUGGAUCGAUUAACAGACAAGGCAUUUUACUACUUCUUGGACGGAUAUUCUAGGAUGUCUUUUGGACUCUAUAAUUCCCUGGAAACUUUUCAAUGUUGUAUGCAAGCUAUCUUCUCUGACAUAGUUGAGGUUUUUCUAGAAAUCUUUAUGGAAGACUUCUCCAUUUUUGGAGAUAACUUUGAAAAAUGCCUAGGCAAUCUGGCAAAGAUGCCAACACACUGUAAACAUUUUCAGAUGACAAUAAAUUCCAUUGCAAAAGAUUCUAGAGAUCGAGCUUUUGAUGUGUGGCGCAUUGAUUUCAUGGGACCAUUCUUAUAUUCUUUUGGAGACUUAUAUAUCUUGCUUGUGGUGGACUACGUGUCCAAGUGGGUUGAGGCGAUUGCAACACCAAGGAAUGACUCUAAAAUUGUGCUCAAGUUCCUUCAUAAUCACAUCUUUAUGCGAUUUGGAGCACCUAGAGCCAUCAUUAGUGACGAAGGCACUCAUUUUGAUAACAAGUUAAUUGCCAAGGCAUUGCAGCGAUAUGGAGUGUGA